CCUUACUGAUCAGCACCAAGUCUCUGUCGCAUAAACCACUCCAUUCGCUCUCUCUCUCUCUCUCUCUCACUCACUCACUCACUGUGAAAGCGAAGACCCAAUAGAAUCGAAUAAGGAGUGGAAUACAGGGAAUUGGGGGGGGGAGAGAGAGAGAGGCAGCGGCAAGGAACUUGAGUGCCAAAGAAAGCAAGACGUUAUAAAUACAAAGGUAUUCCUUAUAAAUAAGAUGAAAAAGCGGAGCUUUCUUCCGGCUCUCUCUCUCUGUAGUCCCUGCUGCUGCUACUGCUGCUGCCAGUAGAAAACAGCCGCUUUAGAGCUCUCUCGCCGCCUUUUCUCUGCCAGAAAAUCCAGUAACUGAUCAGAAGCCACAUUUAAGCCGGAUUAAAAGGGUUUGUUGCUGUCUCUCUCUAUUAUUUGUUUGGGCGCCAUUAAUAAGCCUCCUGCUCAAUCUCGGAGGAGUGAAGAAUUCAGUGUGUAUAUAAGCAUAUAGCCAUCAAGAAAAAGCCAGAGCUGAAAAGGGUUGGGUGUGGGUUAAACGCUUUGAGAGAUCUGGGUUCAGAAAGAGACAUCUCAAGCCAAGGUGUGGGAAUUGUUUUUGUUGGGCUUUGAUUUUGGAUCUGCCAGAAAUCAAAGACAAUGUUGCCUCAGAAGCAGGCAGAAGAAGCCAUAGUCUCCACCAACGAGGCCCAGAUUGAGGGCAAGGAAGAGGAGAACAACCACCGCCGGGAAGUGGACAACUCCAUUUUCAGUGUCAAGAGCAUCCUCUGGCAUGGCGGCUCUGCUUGGGACGCCUGGUUCAGCUGUGCUUCCAAUCAAGUAGCUCAAGUUCUGCUCACCCUGCCCUACUCUUUCUCCCAACUGGGCAUGCUUUCAGGAAUUAUUUUCCAGAUCUUCUACGGUCUUGUUGGCAGCUGGACAGCCUAUUUGAUCAGUGUUCUAUACAUAGAAUACAGAACCAGGAAGGAGAAGGAGAAUGUUAGCUUCAAGAACCAUGUCAUUCAGUGGUUUGAAGUGCUUGAUGGGUUGCUGGGUCCUUACUGGAAAGCAGUGGGUCUGGCCUUCAACUGUACUUUUCUUCUGUUUGGAUCUGUGAUACAGCUUAUUGCCUGUGCCAGUAACAUAUACUACAUCAACGACAAACUGGACAAGCGGACAUGGACUUACAUAUUUGGAGCUUGCUGUGCCACCACAGUGUUCAUCCCCUCAUUCCACAACUACCGAAUUUGGUCCUUCCUAGGCCUCGGCAUGACCACUUACACCGCCUGGUACCUGACCAUCGCCGCCCUAACCCACGGCCAGGCGGAAGGUGUCGCCCACUCGGGUCCGACCAAAAUGGUACUGUAUUUCACGGGCGCCACCAAUAUACUCUACACCUUCGGCGGACAUGCUGUCACAGUGGAAAUUAUGCACGCUAUGUGGAAGCCCCAAAAGUUCAAGUACAUAUACUUGAUGGCCACACUCUAUGUUUUCACGCUCACAAUUCCGUCGGCUUCCGCCGUCUACUGGGCGUUCGGCGACCAGCUUCUGAACCACGCCAACGCCUUCUCCCUCCUCCCCAAGUCCCGUUGGCGAGACGCCGCCGUCAUCCUCAUGCUCAUCCACCAGUUUAUAACAUUUGGGUUUGCUUGCACACCGCUGUACUUUGUGUGGGAGAAGGUGAUUGGGAUGCAUGACACAAGGAGCAUAUGCUUAAGGGCACUGGCAAGGCUGCCGGUGGUGAUACCAAUUUGGUUCUUGGCCAUCAUCUUCCCCUUCUUCGGCCCCAUUAACUCGGCCGUCGGCGCUCUCUUGGUCAGCUUCACCGUCUACAUCAUCCCCUCCCUCGCCCACAUGCUCACUUACCGGAAGGCAUCUGCUCGCCAGAACGCAGCAGAGAAGCCUCCAUUCUUCCUGCCAAGCUGGGCGGGCAUGUAUGCGGUGAACAUCUUCGUGGUGGUUUGGGUCUUGGUGGUGGGCUUCGGGUUCGGGGGCUGGGCCAGCAUGACCAACUUCGUCAGGCAAGUUGAUACAUUUGGGCUCUUUGCCAAGUGCUACCAAUGCAAACCCCCACCACCAACCGCACCAGCCAAGCACUGAGUCGACUCAGCUCAGCUCGGCCCGGCACAGAGUUCCACUGAGUUCGACCAAAAACUCAACAAACUCUCUCCUAUCUAUCUCCACACUUUGUAUCAUACACUCGGGAGGUAGCCAUAGUCUCCCCCCUACAAGUGAUGUGUGUUGGAUUUCCCUUUCUUUUCUUUUUUGUUCUCCUCCUAUUUUUCUUAGAGAAAAUAGUGUGUUGAAUUGUGAUGAUUCCUUUGCUACCAUAGCAUUUUGCCUAGUCAACUCAGUAUAUGAUAAUUUACAUUUUUCUCCUC
This is a messenger RNA of Diospyros lotus (date-plum), 2357 nucleotides long. Its product is annotated as auxin transporter-like protein 2. Lineage: Eukaryota; Viridiplantae; Streptophyta; Magnoliopsida; Ericales; Ebenaceae. The record is from RefSeq and is a predicted model, not a curated record. Gene Ontology annotation, cellular component: plasma membrane. The transcript has 9 exons. Bases 637 to 2076 code for a protein of 479 amino acids.